Prorocentrum cordatum is the source of this 2217-nucleotide messenger RNA. NCBI's taxonomy places the organism in Eukaryota, Dinophyceae, Prorocentrales, Prorocentraceae. The record is from the annotation of a GenBank genome assembly.
AUGGGUGGAAGCAAGCGCAAUGGCAAGUCUAGGAAGGAGCGCACCGUCGACCAGGCACGCGGCGACCCCCGUGAUGGCGUUCUUGGUGGAGACGACGGCCCCGCAGCGCGCGAUGAUCCCAUGGGUGUGGAGGCUUCCUCUACCAGCACCGCCCACUUCGCCAUCCACACGCCGCGCACCGAGGGCGACCAGGACCUCGACAUCCCGCCCACCUUCACGGACAGCCAGCUCGCCGAGGCCGCUGUUCGUGGCGGACAGCCAUUCGAAGACUUCAAGAAGUCGGCCAUCGAGGAGUUCACACAGGCCGCGAUGGCUGCGCUGGCCACUCGCCUGCCUGAGGAGAAGUUCAACGAGCAGAUUAGGCGGCUCCGCGACGACAUGUCGCGCCAGGACGCAAAGAUCGCGACUGUGGGCGACCAGUUCUCCGAGCUUAAUCACAGGCUGUCGCGCCUUGAGCAGGAGCUCGACUUGGCCCGCGCUAAGCCCCGCGAGGCGUCCGUCGCCGACGCGCUUCAGGAGUGGCUGGGCGCGGCCAACCUCCAGCUGGGCGAGCACGCCGAGCUCCUCGGCGACGACCUGUCCAGGCGCAGCUGCAGCUCCGCACAGGCGCUGGCCGCUGGCGUGCGUUCUCAGCUGCGGCGGGCCCCAUCCAUGGUCGCGGUCUGCGUCUCGGUGGACAAGAACAGAAAGGAGGUGGCCAUGGAGAUGGCGCCCAGGAAGCUGCGCAAGGGCGUCCUCGACCACUGGGGCAUCCACGUCCAGGUCAGCUCGGGCUCCCGCAUCCCCAAGGUGGAGUGGAACCUGGUGGCCCUGGCAGACUCCCAGCACACUCGGGAGGAGGCUACCUCCCUGGUGCAGUGGCUCUUCUGUGACAAGGAGAUCACGUGGAAUAUGACGGAGCUCGUCAGCGAAGGCUUCUCGCACUGGGACGCCAGCUCUGGCUCCAUCCGCUGCGUCUUCUUCAGGGGCUUCUUGGGCGGCCCCUGGCCAGACGGCCUCCACUACGCGGCCUGGCGCACAGGGCUUCGGCCUGUUGUGCUCUACGAGGUUCUCCAGUGGAUCGCUCGGGGCAACCUGAUGGACUCCUCCUUCGCGGCCAUGGUAGCGGCGUUCGCCCCCGAGCCUCUCGAGGCGGGCCCCGGAGAAGACGACCUGCAGGGCCUCCAAAUGGCCGCAUUUGAGACCCGCCCUCUAGGUUGGCUGCAGAUGGCCAUCGAGACGCCUCGCCUUCCCCGGCCCGUGAAAGCCGCGCUGAAGGUCUUGCCAUAUAGUCGCUUGCGCGCCGCGCUUCUGGCGGUUGACGCCAGCUGGGCCGACUUCACCUUCGCCUCCUCGGUGGCGCACUUGGGCUUCCAGGUCGGUCCAGGCGCGUCGCGCGCAGAUCAGUGGCGCGCCCCCCUGGCGAAGCACUUGCUCCGCGCGACGGAGAUCAGCCGGCGGGGCGCGCCGUCCGGGGCGGUGGAGGAGCUCCAUCGGACGCGCGCCCUUCCAGUCCUCUCCUCCGCGGCCGAGCUGGCGCCGCUGGGAUGGCAGGAGGCCCGGGGCCAGCGUGCGCUCAUCGCUCGCCUCCCGCGAGCGCCGUGUACCAUGCUACUCGCGCUGGCGCGCUGGAACGGACCGAGGUUCGACUCUAUGUAUGCUAUGACUGCCGCGGCGCUGAUGCGCUCCGCGCUGUCGACGUGCUCCACCUGGCGGGGGGGCCCCCGUUUCCUGCGCGCGCAGGUCCAGGACUCCAGCACGAUGGAUCUGUGGAGCAGGAGCCGGGGCGACCGCAGGUCCGCCAGCCGGCAGCGGCCCGCCAAGGCCGAGGCCAAGGAGCUUAGCUCCAAGAUCGAGGGCCCGAACGACAAGCACUGCUACCGGGCCUUCUGCGAGCUCACGAAGCCCAACGGCACGAAGGUGUCGGCGGCGGGCCCUUGGCAGGGAGACAGGCGCUCGGCGCAGCGCGACGAGGACGAUCUGAAGAAGGCCUUCGAGAAGGGCGGCCAGGAGGGGCCUCUACGCGCAGAAGUCCAAGCUCUUCCGGCAGCGCCACGGGCGGUGAGCAGAGCCCAUAGGCUUUCGGGCGCGGGCUGGGCGCGGGGUGCGGUGGCCCUCGGCGGACGACGUCGCCGCCGCCGCCGUCGCCAAUCGAGGUUCGAGGAGCAUCGAGGGCUUGCCUCCGAAUGUAUGACGCAUCGUGCGCGAGCCUGGAGCGCGCGCCGCCGUGCACGCUGA